Messenger RNA from Dromiciops gliroides (monito del monte), 2672 nucleotides. RefSeq names its product bestrophin 3 (gene BEST3). NCBI's taxonomy places the organism in Eukaryota, Metazoa, Chordata, Mammalia, Microbiotheria, Microbiotheriidae. The record is from RefSeq and is a predicted model, not a curated record. Gene Ontology annotation, molecular function: chloride channel activity. The transcript has 11 exons. Bases 320 to 2362 code for a protein of 680 amino acids.
UGGGCACUCAGCAGAACGCAAAAUCCGGACUGGGGGGUCACACAAAAAGCCACAACUCUGACCUGAGGAAGCCUUUUCCCAGAGGAAGCUUGGAGUUAGAGGAAUUUCUUUCCUGUUUGGAGUGCCAAACCAAAGAAACAGUCUGUGACCUUGGUCAAGUCAUUCCAACCUUUGUGGGCCUCAGUUGCCAACUCUGUAAAAGAAAGUGGUUGUACUAAAUGACCAACUUUGAAAUGAUGACCCAGCUCUAAAUCUAUAAUCUCCUGAUCCAAAUCGCAUUUUGAAGUGUUCAAGAGUGAAGAAACUCAUUAUCCAGAGGAUGACUGUCACUUACUCCAGUAAGGUAGCAAAUGCUACUUUUUUUGGAUUUCAUAGGUUACUUCUCAAGUGGAGAGGCAGCAUCUACAAACUGCUGUACAGGGAAUUUAUUGCCUUUGCUAUUCUUUACACGGCAAUAAGUAUGAUGUACAGAUUGUUACUUACAGGAGCCCAAAAACGUUACUUUGAAAAAUUAUCAAUUUACUGUGACAGAUAUGCUGAACAAAUUCCAGUAACCUUUGUGCUUGGGUUUUAUGUCACUCUGGUGGUAAACCGGUGGUGGAACCAGUUUGUUAAUCUGCCCUGGCCAGACAGACUGAUGUUCCUGAUUUCCAGCAGCGUUCACGGAAGAGAUGAAUAUGGGCGUUUACUCAGAAGAACACUCAUGCGCUAUGUCAAUUUAACUUCCUUGCUCAUCUUCCGCUCUGUGAGCACAGCUGUGUUCAAAAGAUUUCCAACAAUAGACCAUGUCGUAGAAGCAGGUUUUAUGACACCAGAUGAAAGAAAAUUAUUUGAUCACCUUAAGUCUCCCCAUCUGAAAUACUGGGUUCCAUUCAUCUGGUUUGGAAAUCUGGCAUCUAAAGCCCGAAAAGAGGGAAGAAUCAGAGACAGUGUUGAUCUACAAUCAUUAAUGACUGAGAUGAAUCGGUAUCGAUCUUGGUGCAGCCUCUUGUUUGGCUAUGACUGGGUUGGAAUUCCGCUCGUCUACACCCAGGUUGUCACUCUUGCAGUUUAUACCUUCUUCUUUGCAUGCUUGAUUGGACGUCAAUUUUUGGAUCCCACCAAAGGCUAUGCAGGUCAUGACUUAGAUCUCUACAUUCCAAUUUUUACCCUCUUGCAGUUCUUCUUCUAUGCGGGAUGGCUCAAGGUGGCAGAGCAACUGAUCAACCCAUUUGGUGAAGAUGACGAUGAUUUUGAAACUAACUGGUGUAUAGAUAGAAAUUUACAGGUGUCCCUUUUGGCUGUGGAUGAAAUGCACAUGAGUCUACCCAAGAUGAAGAAGGAUAUUUACUGGGAUGAUUCAGCUGCACAACCCCCCUACACACUGGCAGCUGCUGACUACUGCAUUCCCUCCUUCCUGGGAUCAACUAUUCAGAUGGGGCUGUCUGGGUCCGACUUCAUUGGUGGGGAAGAAUGGUUAUGGGAUGAUGAGAAACAUGGGCCGAGACGCUCCGUGAUAAGGAGAGUGAAACGUUUCCUGAGUGUCCAUGAACACCCCACGAGCCCGGUGAGGCGGAAUUACGGGAGGCAGAGCAGCGACAGCUCCAUGUUCUUCCCAACAAGCGACCUCAGCCACAUCAGCGGCCUGCUGGAUAUACCCCCCAGAAACCGCCACCGGCCGCCUCGAACCAAGAAGAAACCGGAUCCGGGGGGAAGUAGCCCCAAGCUUCACGCUAGCAUGGGAGACCUGUCUGUGAUCAGAGAAACCAGCCGGACUAGCACUUUAAUGAGCCUGACCCCACAGUCCAGUGUCAGUGCCUCACCCACAAAAGCAACCCUUCAGAUCCCAGAAGUGCUGAUCACUUCUCCGGAUGUUUCAACGCCCACGUCGCUGGACAGCUACCAGCCAAGCCCCGAGCCAAGCCCCGAGCCGUCCACCUCAGACUCUUUGCUUUCAGGAGCUCAGCCCAUUGGAACUGAACAGCCGGCCAGCCCUGAUCAUUCCAACCUGCCCCCUUCACAAACUACGCAGACCAUUUCGCCAGAAGCUGAAGCCCAGAUUCUUGAGUUUGCUUUUGAGAACAGCGCUGAGGACAAGUACCCGAAAAGGUGGAGCCUACCAGGGUUUCUGGAGUCCAGUCAGGCCUCCCUCUCAGGACUGAGUUCAGAUCCUGUUGUCCCUGAAACUAUUCUUUUAAUAGAUACAGAAACAUCUUCGCAGUCCAGUGGAAUUAACUUCGUGGCUGCUCCUCAGACUCCUCCAGAUGUUCAUUAUUUAUUAGAACACGUGGACACCAAAGAAACAGAUAUCACAGACUUCAAUAAUGAGCAACCCGAAGCAUUUCCGAAAGGACCGUCAAAAAGUUCUGGGAUCUGGUUCUAGCUUAAGACCCUUGGACAGUGUCCCCUACCCCUGAGGAGCUCACUUGGGCCAACCUACAGAUCCUUCAAAAAUUGAGAAUCAUCAAAAUCAUGGUGUUCUAUGAUCUAUUAAAAUUUUGGGAGGAGGGGACAUAGUGAAUCAGAUUUCCUGAAGAAGAAGAAGAAAAAAAGACACCAAUCAAGAGCCAAUUUAUUACUUCCCUACUAUGUAUCAGGCACUCUUCUUAGGUGCUGGGGAUGUCAGUAUUCUUAGUAAAACAAAUAUUUAUCACAGAGUUGUUUCCCAUGAAAGUUACCCAGGCUUCAGUAUC